AUGAGAACACGGAUAUUGCGAAGCGUCAGCUCCACCUUAUGUAGAAGCGUCAGAAAUUUGCCGGUUCAGGCGAGCGGAAACCGGCUGCGCCAUGUCCACGAAACGGCCAAGAAAUCGCUGCUUAGUGUCGACAGUUUUUCAAGAGUAGACCCACGGGCCGUAUUUGUAAACAAUGAGCUGAAUCUGCGGAAGAUUGAUGUGUACGGUUUUGAUUACGAUUACACGCUGGCCGUCUACACGCGUGAGCUGAACGAGCUGAUCUACAAUCUGGCGAUGCGGCGAUUGAUUCGGGAUUGUCAUUAUCCAGAAGCGCUGCUGACCGUCCCCUAUGAUAAGGAAUUCUCGAUCCGCGGCCUUCACUAUGACAUCCAAAACUGUGUGCUUCUGAAGGUGGACGCAUUCUCACAAAUACAAAAAGGGACGGCCUUUCGUGGGAAACGGCAACUAAGUGACGCAGAAAUCCACAAGAUCUACGGUGGAAUUACGUUACCGGAUGAUAAGGGACGCGGAUUGCCCCAACUGAUGGACUUAUUUAGUUUGCCGUGGGCCGGCAUCCUCGCAACGACAGUCCAAUUCUUUGACGAGCGGAAGAUCCAUUUUGAUCCACACAGCUUGUAUCAGGACAUUGCGGAGUGUGUGAAACAGGUCCAUGUCACCGGGGAAUUAUAUAAAAGUGUGCUGAAGAACAUUGAAAAAUACGUCCACAAAAAUCCUGGACUGCACGAAUAUCUACACCGGCUCCAUCAAAGCGGCAAAACACUUUUCAUGGUCACCAACAGCCCAUUUACUUUCAUGAACGCGGGGAUGACCUACAUGCUGGGGUCAGAUUGGAGGAAGAUGUUCACCCAUAUCAUCGUGCAGGCGCGGAAGCCAAGCUUCUUCCAGGGCCAUACACCUUUCCGCCUAUUCAACGAAGAGUCGGCCAAACUGCACUACGGGAAGGUCACCGAAUUCGAGCCGGGCCGUGUAUAUGCCGGGGGCAACAUCGGAGAAUUUGCGUUGCGAGCAAAUUUGACCGGGAAGGGCGUGCUGUAUUUCGGUGACCACAUCUACACUGACUUGGCGGAUCCGAUGCUGAAGCUCGGCUGGCACACGGCGGCCAUCGUUCCCGAGCUGGCACGUGAGAUCAGGGCGCAGAAUACCGACGAGUAUCGACGGAACAUCCAGUGGUUGGAAACGCUGACGUAUCUGAUGUCAAAUUUCCAAGGCGACGGGCGCCGCAACACCGAAUGCGCCGCAAUCAUCAAUGAAUGGGCCGAAGAGCGCCGGAAAUUACGUGAAAAGGUGAAAACCGUGUUCAACCCGCAGUUCGGCUCCAUGUUCCGCACCUACCACAAUAUGACCUACUUUUCGCGUAGACUAAUGAGAUUAUCCGACGUCUACACGUCCCGUCUGCCCAAUCUCCUCAAAUACGACGUCGACCAUGCGUUCUUCCCGCGGCGCAACGCCCUACCCCACGAGAGCCUGAAUGCCGUGCCGACCGUGUCGGAGAACAUGAUCGAAGAGAUUAACCGAAACCAUACCAGCCAAGUAACGCCCGUAAUUGAUAUUUGU
Mesorhabditis spiculigera is the source of this 1554-nucleotide messenger RNA. The record is from the annotation of a GenBank genome assembly. NCBI's taxonomy places the organism in Eukaryota, Metazoa, Nematoda, Chromadorea, Rhabditida, Rhabditidae.